ACGCUGCAACAGAGAUAUUAACUCUAUGGCAGAUAGAUUGUUGCUUCCAGAAUUGUGAAAGACACCAAGCAUAGUUUUCAACAAUUGACAUGGAGGUUGUUUGUGAAAAAGAAACUGUUUCUUCUGCACGCCCUUCCACCAAACGUAGUUUUCCAUUACUUGAGGAGGAAGUCGUGGGCUUUGAGAAAGAUGCGGAAAGCAUAAUGGAGAGAUUGAUUGGAGGAAUAAAGGAGCUAGAUGUUAUCUCGAUCUUUGGAAUGGCGGGACUUGGUAAAACAACUUUAGCAAGGAAGGUAUACAACAAUCCCUCUAUUAUUAAUCGCUUUGAUGUUAAAGUAUGGUGUACUGUUUUCCAAGCAUAUAAUAGGAAGAAGUUGUUGGCUGAGAUUUUUAAACAAGCAACACGUAGAGAAAUCAAUGAAGAUGAUGACAUAGCUGACAUGUUGCGCAAAAGUCUAAUAGGCAGAAGAUACCUCAUUGUAUUAGAUGAUAUUUGGGAAGUUAAGGCAUUUGAAGAUUUGGGAAUAUGUUUCCCUCAAGGGGAAAAUGGAAGUAGAGUAAUUGUCACAACUCGAAUUGAACAAGUAGCUAAGCAUCUUCAGCACUGCAGUGAUCCUUAUUCUCUUAGAUUUCUAACACCAGAAGAGAGUUGGGAAUUAUUGCAGAAGAAAGUAUUUAGAGGAGAGUUUUGUCCGCCAGAUCUACUGGAAGUAGGGCUACAAAUUGUAAAAAUUUGUAAGGGUCUGCCUCUUGUGAUUGUCGUGAUUGCUGGGAUUCUUGGGAAAAAGGAAAGAGAAGCCUCUUUUUGGCAUGAGGUUGCAAAUGACUUAAGUUCCCUUGCUUUAGGAGAGCAGAGUAUGAAGGUAAUUCAAUCAAGUUAUGACCAUUUAGAAAACCACUUAAAGCCUUGUCUUCUUUACAUGGGAUUGUUUCCGGAAGACCAUAAGAUUCCAGUUUCUGAUUUGCUCAAGUUGUGGAUGGCUGAAGAGUUUGUAUUGAAUGCCGAAACAGAGAACAUGGAAGAAGCAUCUAGAGUUUGCUUGAACGAUCUACUUAAUAGAAGCCUUGUAAUAGUUUCUGAAAGGAAAAUCGAUGGUGACAUAGAAAGUUGUAUACUUCAUGAUGUAGUGCGUGAGUUUUGUUUGAGAAAACUUACAGAAGAAAAGUUUAUGCAGCUUGCAAUGCCAUACAAUCCAUAUCAACAUUUGCAAUAUUCCAAGGACUCACGGUUAUGCAUUUAUAUUCAUGAUGAUCUUGUUAAACAAUUAGAUGAUUCUGAAUAUCAGCUUGAUAAGAUUCCAAUGCUCAAUUCCAAGGAAACAAAUUCUUUGGAGUUCAUUGCUCAUCCAAAAUUCAAUACAUGGAAUAACUGGUCAAAUCCAUUACAUUUACUAGUUAAAUUAAGAUUUGUUCGGGUAUUGCAUUUGUUGGAUGUGGAAUUGCCAAAUUCAUGGGCUACUGCUAUGAAGUCGCUAACUCAGUUGAGGUACCUUGCACUAUAUGUCGAGCAAUUUGAAUUCAAGUGGAUAUCACACCUACAUGAUCUCCAAACUCUACAGCUCCGUUCAAGAAAGAAGUUACACCUAAAGGCUGCUACUUUAUGGGAAAUGACGAAGCUAAGACAUGUGAAUAUAGGCCGUUUUUCCUUUGUAUGGGAAGACAAUGACCAAGGAAUUCUUGAAGAAUCUUCACCAACAAUGCUGGAGAACUUGAAGACAUUUCACACUUGCUGUAUACCCUUGAAUAAUAUGAAUCCAAUGUUUCCGGGGAUGUUUCUGAAUAGUAUACCCUUGACUAAUAUGAAUCCAAGGUUCUGGUGGAGGUUCCCAAAUCUUGAAAAACUUAGCCUCCGCGUUAAAUAUGUACCUGAAUAUCCUUUGUUUCCCAUUCCGGAAGUUCAUACUCGCCUUCAUUCUCUUUCUCUGGUGUUAUCUUUGACGGAAUUCUGGGAUUCAGUUGGAUGGGAGAGCUAUUUUGUCUUCCCUUCAAAUCUUAGGCGUCUGUGCCUUGUUGGCUGUUUCUUGACGGAAGAAAUGGUUUCAAACAUUGCAAGAUUGCGGAAGCUUGAGAGUCUCAGAUUAGAAGGGGGAUUUCCUUUGGGGGAAUCAGGGCACUGUUGGGACGUCAGAAAUGUUGAGUUUCCAGCACUCAAAUACUUGUCAUUAGACAUUGUGCCGAUGGAAGAAUGGAAUGCUUCAGAGGCAUCUUUUCCCUUACUUGAGAAGCUAGUUGUAAAAUAUUGUCGCUACUUCAAGGAGAUCCCUCCUAGCUUUGUUGAUAUUCCAACACUGCAACUCAUUGAAUUGGUUAACUGCAGGGACUCUCUUGGAGUUUCAGCUAUGAAUAUUAAAAAAGAAAUAGAGGAGACCACAGGAUGCAACAGUCUCCAAGUUCUUAUAUCCUAGGACUACGGAAGCUGAUGACAAGCCAGUUCAACAGCAGAGUUGUUCCAUAUGAUCAUAUGGAAAACGAUUGUUAUUGUCUUGCCUUCUGAAGAGUUUUUCAAUUAUCUUUGCAUUAUUCUGUACAUUAUAUGCUUGAGCAAUUUUUUGUAAUGUUCUGUUAUUUUUGUUCUUUGUUAUAGCUAUAGCAUACAUGGUUAAACAAAUGGAAGGAUCGUUCUCAUAUGCUGCUUCAUUCUGUAUAGUUUUCAUGUUAGCUAUUGAUCAUCAACAAGCUAAU
Messenger RNA from Solanum dulcamara, 2682 nucleotides. Its product is annotated as putative late blight resistance protein homolog R1C-3. The record is from RefSeq and is a predicted model, not a curated record. NCBI's taxonomy places the organism in Eukaryota, Viridiplantae, Streptophyta, Magnoliopsida, Solanales, Solanaceae. The transcript has a single exon. Gene Ontology annotation, biological process: defense response to other organism. The coding region runs from base 90 to 2405 and encodes 771 amino acids. Gene Ontology annotation, molecular function: ADP binding.